Messenger RNA from Daldinia vernicosa, 385 nucleotides. RefSeq lists its product as uncharacterized. NCBI's taxonomy places the organism in Eukaryota, Fungi, Ascomycota, Sordariomycetes, Xylariales, Hypoxylaceae. The coding region runs from base 59 to 352 and encodes 97 amino acids. The record is from RefSeq and is a predicted model, not a curated record. The transcript has 2 exons.
GUCUAUCCAUAUACGACAACCCGGAUCCAGACCGUCAUCUGUGACCCUGGAAGAUGCGAUGCUUUUGCGACUUGCUAUUGUGCGGCGGGAGACACUACUCUCUAUGGCUCUUGGACACCACCCGUCGUGCAGUAAUAUGAGUUUUGAGGAAGAUCUACCUAUUCCUACGCCCGGGAACGAUGGUGGAGGCUUGACGUACCGACAAGCUAUGAGCUGGCUUGGCCAUCUUGGGAUACGGCAUCUAGAGUCUCAAAAAAGAAUUACACCACCUGCCUCGCUGCUUACUUUGGACAAGAUUGACCGUAUUGAUCUGUCCCUUUCUCCGCAUCUAAAAAAACCGGCAUUUCUGUAGCUCUGCACCGGAUGUUGAGGAAUGCUACGCCUU